CAUGGCCUCCUCGUUGCCAGCCGGCCUGGUGAACGUGGUGACCGGCGACCGGGACCACCUGACCCGCUGCCUGGCCCUGCACCAGGACGUGCAGGCCCUGUGGUACUUCGGCUCGGCCCAGACCUGGCCACAGGCAUGAGGGGCCUCCGGCGGAGAUGAGAGUGUUGGCACCAGCCUGGAGCCCAACUACCUCCCUGCUGCUGCUGCUGCUGCUGCUGCUGCUGAGCCCCGGGCUCUGCGGGACCCCAGCCUGCACCUUCCCCCACAGCCCCAUCACCUCCACCUUCCCGGACAGAAUCCGCAAGCUGUCUGACUACCUGCUUCAAGACUACCCCGUCACGGUCGCCUCCAACCUGCAGGACGACAAGGUCUGCGGGGCCUUCUGGCGCCUCGUGCUGGCCCAGCGCUGGCUUGUACAGCUCAAGACUGUGGCGGGGACCCAGAUGGAAAAGCUGCUGGAGGCUGUCAACACGGAGAUAGACUUUGUCACCUCGUGUGCCCUCCAGCCCCUCCCUAGCUGUCUUCGCUUCGUCCAGACCAACAUCUCCCACCUCCUGCAGGACACCUCCGCGCAGCUGCGGGCCCUGAAGCCCUGGAUCACCCGCCGGAAUUUCUCGGGGUGCCUGGAGCUGCAGUGCCAGCCGGACUCCUCCACUCUGCUGCCCUCAGCGAGUCCCCUGGGCUUGGCGGCCACAGCCCUGCCGGCCCCUCAGGCCUCUUUGCUGUUCCUGCUGCUGCUGCCUGCGGCCGUGGCACUGCUCACCGCUGCCUGGUGCCUGGGCUGGCGGAGGAGGCGGCGGCGGAGGCCCUGCCCCGGGGAGCAGCGGACCCCGAGGCCCGGAGCGAGGAGCCAGCCGGCCGAGGACGCAGAGCCGCUCGGAGGAAGCCAGCCGGAGCCCGGGGCCUGCCCGGGCGGCGCUGCCCCCGCCCCGGUGCCCCCGGCACGGAGGUCCCGCCAGCCCCGCCCGCCCCCGGCGCCGGCGCCCGCCCCGCCCGCCCCGCUCUGUACGCGGCCCUCGUCCCCGGCAACUUGUACAUAAACCUUCCUUUUCUACCCGCGCUGCUCAGCCUGUCUGUUGGGGUCCAUGUGGGUGGCGUCUUGGGCUUCCAGAGAACGCGGGCGUUCACCCGGGGCCCAUGCAAGGCUAGGCCGGCGGACCCCCACCCUCACCCGGUCCCCAGUCAGAGCCGCCCAGCCCUCGGGGGUUCCUGGCCAGGGUGGGGGGAGACGCGGGACACAGGCGGCCUCAGACCCCGUCGGAGGCACUUGACGCCCGGCGGGCCACCACAUGCCCGGCAGCCUCUGUCGCUGGAGGGGGUACCCGCGCUUCCCCGCUGCGCCGGGCUGUUGGCGCGAGGGAAGUGAACAGUCCCUCAAAAACAUGGCGGCCGAGGCGGGACGGCCCGCCCGAGCGGAGCCCCGCUCCCGCCCCACGUGACCUCCCGCCCCGCACAAUCAUGGCCGCCGAGGUCCUGCUGGGAACCGCCCCCGGAUUGGACGCUCCGAAGAAGACCCGCCCUCUCGCGGGGCCUCAGCGCGCACGCGCGCGACCGUGGCCAAUGAGACGGCAGAAAGCUGCCCGCGUAGGCCGCGCGGCGUCAUUUCCUCCGCCCCUGUUGCAAGGGAUAAGAAACCCUGCGCCAAGGCUUCCUCCUUUCCCAGGCGGCUGCCGAAGAUGGCGGAGGGGCAGGUGAGGAAGUGGAAGCAUGGAGAGCUGCAGAUCUUUGCCCAGAGUCACAUUGUCAGGAAGUUGGGCUUUAGAUUCUGUACCUUUCUGCCUGCCAACAAUCGGCACUCCAUAGCGAGGGGACUUUUCCUCUUGGUGAAGAAGCUGUAAUCGGGGCAUAAAACCCCCUGCCCUUCGAGCAGCCGAGAUGUGAGAGGAGUUCUUGUCCUGCUCAUUGAAAUCCCGAGUCAACCAUUUGCUAUUUUGGCCUCGUCUGUAAAGUCCUGGUGCUCGAUGGCCGAGGCCAUCUCCUGGGCCGCCUGGCGGCCAUCGUGGCCAAGCAGGUGCUGCUGG
Messenger RNA from Pipistrellus kuhlii (Kuhl's pipistrelle), 2021 nucleotides. RefSeq names its product fms related receptor tyrosine kinase 3 ligand (gene FLT3LG). The transcript is spliced from 10 exons. Gene Ontology annotation, molecular function: receptor tyrosine kinase binding; cytokine activity. NCBI's taxonomy places the organism in Eukaryota, Metazoa, Chordata, Mammalia, Chiroptera, Vespertilionidae. Gene Ontology annotation, cellular component: cell surface; membrane. Gene Ontology annotation, biological process: positive regulation of cell population proliferation. The coding region runs from base 156 to 1040 and encodes 294 amino acids. The record is from RefSeq and is a predicted model, not a curated record.